Ilyonectria robusta is the source of this 841-nucleotide messenger RNA. RefSeq lists its product as uncharacterized. The transcript has 2 exons. NCBI's taxonomy places the organism in Eukaryota, Fungi, Ascomycota, Sordariomycetes, Hypocreales, Nectriaceae. The record is from RefSeq and is a predicted model, not a curated record. Bases 1 to 804 code for a protein of 267 amino acids. Gene Ontology annotation, molecular function: oxidoreductase activity.
AUGGCUUUUCCCGCAGGAAGAAUCUUCGCGAUCACUGGUGGUGCGUCUGGUAUCGGUCUUGCGACCGCCAAGCUUCUUGCUAAACAGGGUGCUGCUGUGUCUCUGGCGGACAUCAACAAAGCAAACCUUGCCGCGGCCGCCGAGUCUAUCAAACAGGAAAGUCCUUCGGCCCGAGUCCUGACUCAUGCCUUGGACGUGCGCUCACGGUCCGCUGUUGCUACCUGGAUCGCGCGCACAGUUGACGAGCUGGGUAGUCUUGAUGGAGCUGCAAACAUGGCGGGAGUAAUUGGCGGGUCUUUUGAAACCGUCGAGAAUGUGCCGGACGAGGAAUGGGACUCCGUGGUUGGAAUAAACCUGACGGGGACGAUGAUUUGCGUGUCGGAGCAGGUCAAGGCCAUGAAGCGGUUGGCCAAUGGGAGAUGGGAACGAGGGACAAUGAGCAAGGACAGAAGCAUUGUUAACGCGGCAAGCGUUGUGGGUAUUGUUGGCAGAGAGCGCGCGAGUGCCUACGCGGCAACCAAGCACGGGAUCAUCGGGCUCACUAAAUCUGUCGCGAGGGAGGUGGCGAGCGAUAAGAUUAGGGUGAACUCCAUUGCACCGGGACUUAUUUUGACACCAAUGAUCCAACAAGGCCCCGCGGAAAUCACUUCCAGUGAGUCGGACGACCCUUUCGCCCACCGCGCGGCAAUGGGCCGACCUGGACAACCUGAGGAAGUCGCAAACCUGGUAGCUUUCCUUCUCAGCGAACACGCUUCGUUCAUUACUGGAUCUGUAUAUACUGUUGAUGGUGGCUUUACUGCCUAGACAAGAACCCUGAUAACAGUCAGUGGGCUGUGGCGAC